Messenger RNA from Ylistrum balloti, 2301 nucleotides. Its product is annotated as high affinity cationic amino acid transporter 1-like. Lineage: Eukaryota; Metazoa; Mollusca; Bivalvia; Pectinida; Pectinidae. Gene Ontology annotation, molecular function: amino acid transmembrane transporter activity. The record is from RefSeq and is a predicted model, not a curated record. Gene Ontology annotation, cellular component: plasma membrane. The transcript is spliced from 15 exons. Bases 62 to 2014 code for a protein of 650 amino acids. Gene Ontology annotation, biological process: amino acid transport; transmembrane transport.
GGAAUAGAUACUUGGACAAUCUCUAAAAAGGUUUUCAUCUUGAUUCCGGCAGCCAGACACAAUGACCAGUUUCGGACAAAAACUCCUGAGGAGGAAGUUUGUGGAUUUGUCGUCGGUUACAAACACAAAAUUAGCACGUUGCCUCACUACCCUGGAUUUAACAGCUUUAGGUAUUGGAAGUACACUUGGAGCAGGUAUUUAUGUGGUUGCCGGGCAGGUUGCUAAGGAAAAGGCAGGACCUGCUGUAACCAUUUCCUUCUUGAUUGCCGCUCUGGCGUCAGUUCUGGCAGGUUUAUGCUAUGCAGAGUUUGGUGCCCGUGUACCGAAGACUGGGUCAGCUUACGUAUACAGCUAUGUAACUGUCGGAGAAUUUGUGGCAUUCAUCAUCGGUUGGAACCUAAUUCUGGAGUAUGUCAUAGGGACAGCCAGUGUGGCGAGGGCUUGGAGUUCCUACUUUGACUCUUUAAUCAACAAAGUCAUACAGACAUUUUUCAGGGACCACAUGGCAAUGAAUAUCAACGGCCUUUCAGACUAUCCAGAUCUGUUUGCUUUGGGCAUCACAUUACUAUUAGCUGUGAUAUUAGCUGUAGGAGUGAAGGAGUCGUCAACUUUUAACAACAUUUUCACGGGUGUGAAUUUGUUGGUGGUGACCUAUGUGAUUAUCUGUGGAUUGUUCAAGGUUGAUAUACACAACUGGGAACUAAAGCCCUCUGAGCUUCCAGGUAACGCUACGGUAUAUGGAACUGGAGGAUUCAUGCCAUUUGGAUUUUCGGGGAUGAUGUCUGGAGCGGCUACCUGUUUUUAUGCCUUUGUUGGCUUUGACUGUAUAGCCACAACAGGUGAGGAAGUGAAGAAUCCUCAGAAAGCCAUCCCCAUCAGUAUAGUGGUGUCACUGAUCGCUAUCUUUGUGGCGUACUUCGGAAUAUCAGCUGUGAUGACACUGAUGUGCCCCUAUUAUCUGCUAGAUGAAGAUGCACCUCUUCCAGAUGUGUUUGACCGUGCUGGUUGGGGAGUGGCUAGAUAUAUCAUAGCGGUCGGGGCAAUAUGUGGCCUGUCUACAAGUUUGCUUGGGGCCAUGUUUCCUCUGCCGAGAGUUAUCUAUGCAAUGGCCAGUGAUGGAAUUGUAUUCCGGUGGCUUGCAAACAUUAACGAUCGUUUCAAGACACCAUUGAUUGCCACUGUGAUAUCAGGAAUAUUUGCAGGUGUGAUGGCCAUGAUGUUUGACCUGUCCGAGCUUGUGGAUAUGAUGUCUAUUGGGACACUGCUAGCCUAUACAUUAGUAGGAGUCUGUGUGUUACUGCUAAGAUAUCGGGUUACCGUUAUGAAGACUACAACAGAUGGAGACGAAACCAGUGUUAAUCAAAGUAGCAGUGAUGAUGGUGAUAUCAUGGGUGCGAAACGGGAGUCUGACCCGUUAGUGAGUGAAACAACGUAUAAAAUCAUGCUGAAAGCAAUGGUAAAAUGUAACGAAAAGCAGCCUACAGCACUCACGGAAAAAAUCACACAAUUCAACAUUAUUCUUAUAUGUAUAAUUAUAAUAAUUCUUAGCAUCGUGCUGAUCUUUGCUGAGGAAAACCUUGCAAAUAUAGAAGGUUGGGCGAUUACCAUAGUGACAAUUUUAGUGUUGUCAAUCAUAUUCCUGUUGUACUCUAUACGUCUUCAGCCAGAAAAUACUCAAAAAGUCAGCUUCAAGGUGCCUUUACUACCAGUCUUACCAGUGCUAAGUGUGUUUGUCAAUAUCUACUUGAUGUUAAAGUUAUCAAGUGCUACCUGGAUACGAUUCGGAGUAUGGAUGUUUAUAGGCUUCCUCAUAUAUUUUUCCUAUGGGAUAUGGCACAGCACAGGAGCCGAUCCGAUCCACGACGAAUAUGUCCUCCUCACAGACUCUCUUCCUAGUCCUUCCCCUACCUCAGGUGUCCUCUCAGGCAGCGAGGACAGUCUCUUCGACGGUGAGGCUGUGCGGAGCUCACGUGAUAUAGACCGAGAUACACAUACAUUGUCAGAUGAUAUAUAGGAAAAAAUCUGACGUGUUCUGUACGUGUUCGUUUUUUUUCCGGAGUGCAGCUGAUUUAAAGAAAGGUCUAUGGUAUACACAAUUGAAAUGCUAAGUUACUUACAGACAUAUGGUGGAGAAUGAUUUUUACAAUGACUUUAGUGCUGUGUGAGCCUCCUAUGACCCUGCUAGUCAAAAGUAUAAAACAGUUUGGUAACUGAAAAUACUUUAAAGUAAAUGAUGGGAAUGAAAAUAGUAUCGCAAAUUAUUUAUACCGAUAAUAGUAGACAUAAUAAUGGCUGGAAUUG